ACACACACACGUGCGCGCCCCACACACACACACGACACACACACGACACACACGACACACACCUGCGCCGCAAGACGACAACGCAAUGGGAGCGAGUGGAGCCCUCCUGGCUUGUUACCUACUCGCCUCGGUGGCGACACCGCGCGUCGCUCGGGCCGCACCACGCCCGCCGCCCCGGCCCGCACGUGACUCCAGCCCUCACCUGGACAACGGCUGGGGGGGGCAGGUGCGACUGAGGCACCUGUACACGGCCAGCCGGAGCCACCCGGCCUGGGCGGCGCAUCUGCGCUUGCGGGACGACGGCCGCGUGGACGGCGUGGAGAGGCAGAGCGAACACAGUCUGCUGGAGAUCAAGGCGGUGUCUCGUGGUGUGGUGGUCAUGAGGGGGCUCAAGUCUCGCCGCUACCUCUGCAUGGACCCGAAGGGCAGGCUCUACGGGCAGGUGUCGUUCGACGAGGUGGACUGCACGUUCCGCGAGUCGCUGCUGCCUGACGGCUACAACCUCUACCGGGGCGGCACGCACCAUGCCGUGGUGUCGCUCAGCGCCGUCGCUCCACGACACAGCCACCACCAACAACAACAACAUCGCCAGCAGCAGCAGCCAAACCAGGAGCUGCCGAUGGAUCCACAGCAGCAGCAGCAGCAGCACGAGUGGCCGCUCGCCCGCGGGCUACCGCCCCUGUCUCACUUCCUGCCGGUGGUGAACUCUGUGCCGCUCGAGGGCUCCGACUCCGGACUCCCGUGGCUCGAGGAGGCCGGUGCCGACAUUCGCUCGCCAGACGAGGUGGCGCCGUUGACGAGGAGGGCGCACGAGCAGGAGGAGGAGGAGGAGGGUCGGAAGGGCUACGUCGAUCUGCUGGAUCCCCUGGGCAUUCUGUCGUCCCGUACGAGCCGGUGGUCGUGGUGGUGAUUGCGCGCUGGUGCGGAGAGGAGGAGGGCUGCUGGCGACCC
Molecule: messenger RNA, 951 nt
Organism: Petromyzon marinus (sea lamprey)
Lineage: Eukaryota; Metazoa; Chordata; Hyperoartia; Petromyzontiformes; Petromyzontidae
Product: fibroblast growth factor 19-like
Molecular function (GO): growth factor activity
Source: RefSeq, a predicted model, not a curated record